AUGAUGGUAAUAAAAUCUCUGCACAAAAAGUGUGAAGCCCAGAGAACACUAAGAACCUUUCCAUUCAACCCUGAGUUGCAAAAUAUUCUCUUCUGCGAGAUAAAAGAGUAUUUCAUUCUUCCAGUGGAACAUCUUAUUUUUCAGAUGUUGCUUGUAGCUCCAACUCAAGAUCUCAAUUACAUCUCCCUCUAUUCCAGGCAGAUCACUGAUAUUUCAAUAUGUCAGUGCUGGUGCCGACAUUACUCCUCACUUUUAUUUCUUGUUACCACCAUCGGCUUCGCCUUCCUAGAUGCUUGGUAUCUACUCUUCGUGGCCUACCUGUACUGUUCUUGGAGAUUUGCAGACCCCCAAGCAAAAGUGUUGGAUGAAGGCGUCAGGUACAGCUGGGUCUUGCCUGCCGAUCUGGAUUCGUUGGGGCACAUGAAUAAUGCCCGCUACGGCCGGGAAGCUGAUUUCGCCCGUUACGCGUAUGUCCGCUGCGGCCUCCUGCAGACCAUCUGGAACCAUAAGCAGGCCACCAUGAUGACGGCUUCCUCUUGGCGCUUCCGGCGGUCCUUGAAACUGUGGGAACGCUUUGAAGUCCGGACACGCAUGUUAGGCUGGGACGACCAGUCGUUUUACCUGGAGCAACAAUUCAUCAGUUGCCAGAAUAAGUUUGUCUGCGCCAUUGCCUUGGUUCGGCAUCUCGUGAUCGGCAUGUCUCCAAGCGAAGUCCUCCAGAUUCUGUGUGGGAGGAAGGUGGAAUCUCCUGAACUCCCCGAAGAUGUCCACUCCUGGCUGAAAAGCAACCAACUCAACAGAGAGAGAAUCAAGAACGAGGCCGAGAACGCUAGCAAAAGCAUGUAG
This is a messenger RNA of Thamnophis elegans (Western terrestrial garter snake), 846 nucleotides long. RefSeq names its product protein THEM6-like. Lineage: Eukaryota; Metazoa; Chordata; Lepidosauria; Squamata; Natricidae. The record is from RefSeq and is a predicted model, not a curated record.